AUGUCAGACCCCCCCAACAACACCCAAACCACGUUUAGUGGCGGCGACCCUCCUGCCGACAAUAAUUAUACCGACAAUAAUAAUGAACAGACUAAUAUUAAUGAUAUGCAAAAAAUUAUUGCUGUUGAACUGAAGGAGAAAGAAAGUUCUCAUUCCAGAGGACCUCAUUCUCAUGAAGCUCAUCACAUCAAACCCUCGACAAAAAUCCAAAAAAAUAAUGAAAAACCAGACUCCCAUAAAAAAAUUGAAACUAUCCACAAAAAGCUUGAAUCGAAUGAUAAGCAUAAUGCUUCUUCAAACCACGAAACCCCCGUUGAAACCCCUAUUGUGAAUGUUGGUCCAACCUUGAACCCUACCUUUGACUCUUCACCAGAUGGUGGUGAUGUGGAAAUUGACGCAACACCAUCACGUGACAUGGAUGUUCUCAUGCCGGAUGCAAAUCCAUUUGGUGAUAAUUCUGAAGCCUGGGAAUACAUCUUAAAACUUAAGGAUGUAUUUCUGGUUGAAUUGUCUAUUGUUAAAGAAGACUUGAGUAUUACAAUUGAAGAUUGGGAAAUAAAAUUUCAAAAUCUUGAACUUAAAAACAAUGAGUUAGCUAAACAACUCAUUGCUUUGACCGAAAAGCUUAAGGCUUCAGAAGGACAAGUGAAUUCUCUUCGCUCAGAACUUGAUGUUUUGAGAAACAAUCAGGUUCACACAGAAGUUAAACAUGUAAUGUUUGAAAAACUUAAAAAGGAAGUUAAGGAUAAUAAGGAUCAUUGCGAUAAAGUGAAACAUAAAGCUGAUGAAAUAGCUAAGAUGACUCUUCAAGAUUUGUCUCAAGAAAAAGCAAGAAACAAAAGAAUUAUCGACACUGAAAUCAAGGAAUUCAAAGAAAUGACCAACAAUCUUGAGAAAAGAGUUGAUAAUAUGGAAUACAAACUACGCAAAAAGGAAAUCAAGAGUGCGGUAAGAAAAGUCGACACUUUGCCUUUUGCUUUGACCCCUAAAACUCCAAAUGGAGCAACUCCAAAGUUGAAAGACAUUAUGAAGGCUCAAAAACAACACCGUGAAACUAAAGUUGAUGAAGACAAACCCACUUUUAGAGUGUGCAUAAGAAUUCCAGAUACCAUGAAAAGAGUUAAUAUCCCUGCGAUUGGAAAGAAAAUUGAUGCGGUUGCACAAAAGCCGGUGGCUCAGGAAAUAGGCUAUACUGUCAAAGGGCAUUUAUAUGUUCAACUUAAUGACAAAGAUUUUGCUGAUAAAGCUGCAGAAUGGAUCCCCAAAGUUGACCCUACUUAUUCAGUGCUUGACACAGAUUCUUGGUACAAGGCUGUACUUCAGGAAAUACCUAAUACGGCAUCGAUUGAAGACUUGAAAGAAACUCUCUACAAUUUUAAUGAUUACCAUAUUGUUUUGAAUACCGAACCCAAAAUCAUUAGCAGAAACCAAUUUACCCAAACAGCAUUGGUUUCAUUCAGAAAUGCCCAAGACUAUGCAAAACAAAAGGAUAAUGAGGCCCAUCCUGUUUCCACUGACGACUCACAAGAUGAACCGAUGAAAGAAACAAAUAUUGAAGAACUAGAUGAAUCCAAUGAGGAAGAAAACGAAAACAAUUCUAUUACAUCCAAUGAAUUAUAA
Molecule: messenger RNA, 1620 nt
Organism: Magnusiomyces paraingens
Lineage: Eukaryota; Fungi; Ascomycota; Dipodascomycetes; Dipodascales; Dipodascaceae
Exons: 3
Coding region: 1-1620 (539 amino acids)
Source: RefSeq, a predicted model, not a curated record